AUGGAGAAGUACUCCUGGGGGCAGAGCCUCCAGGAAGUAACCAUCACCGCUCCGGUCCCUGCCGGAACCAAAUCGAGGCAGAUCACGUGCGAGAUCAAGAAGAAGUCUCUGAAGCUCGGGCUCAAGGGCGAGCAGCCAGCUAUGAUCAUCAUCGAAGGCGAGCUGUUCGGUCAGGUGAAAGUUGGCGAAUCAUUCUGGCAUCUGGAGGAUCAGAAGACGGUGUCUGUUCUGCUGACGAAAUCCGACGAGAGGAGGAACUGGUGGAAGUCGCUGGUGAAGGGAAGGGCCGGAGAUUGA
Messenger RNA from Linum tenue, 297 nucleotides. The record is from the annotation of a GenBank genome assembly. NCBI's taxonomy places the organism in Eukaryota, Viridiplantae, Streptophyta, Magnoliopsida, Malpighiales, Linaceae.